Tetrahymena thermophila SB210 is the source of this 556-nucleotide messenger RNA. RefSeq names its product kinase domain protein. The record is from RefSeq and is a predicted model, not a curated record. Lineage: Eukaryota; Ciliophora; Oligohymenophorea; Hymenostomatida; Tetrahymenidae. The transcript is spliced from 5 exons. Bases 1 to 321 code for a protein of 106 amino acids.
AUGAGCUUGGAGAAGUGCCAAAAUAUAACAUCUUUGAAUCUCUAUCUAUGGAGUAAUGAGCUUGGUGCAGAUGGAGCUAAGAACAUUGGAAUGAGCUUGGAGAAGUGCCAAAAUAUAACAUCUUUGAGUCUCAAUCUAUCGAGUAAUGAGCUUGGUGCAGAUGGAGCUAAGAACAUUGGAAUGAGCUUGGAGAAGUGCCAAAAUAUAACAUCUUUGAGUUUCAAUCUAUGGUGGAAUAAGCUUGGUGCAGAUGGAGCUAAGAACAUUGGAAUGAGCUUGGAGAAGUGCCAAAAUAUAACAUCUUUGAAUCUCAAUCUAUGAUUUGAAGAUUUCGAACACAAAUUCAAAAUUAAAAUGGACAAUUGAUAAAAAAUACAAAAAAUUAGAAAAUAUGAUAUUUUUAUUUGUAUUGAUAAAUUAAUGCAGCUAAUCACAAUUUUUAAGUAUCCAUUUAUAAAUAUUUUUUAUAUAUGAAUGUCUUUUUCUAAAUGUAAUAAAUCUUAUUAAAUUGAUAAAUAAAUAACAAAUUAAAAUUAUUAUUAUAAUGCAUAAAUAC